Verticillium dahliae VdLs.17 is the source of this 1797-nucleotide messenger RNA. RefSeq lists its product as uncharacterized. The coding region runs from base 1 to 1797 and encodes 598 amino acids. The record is from RefSeq and is a predicted model, not a curated record. Lineage: Eukaryota; Fungi; Ascomycota; Sordariomycetes; Glomerellales; Plectosphaerellaceae. Gene Ontology annotation, biological process: cellular response to oxidative stress. The transcript is spliced from 2 exons. Gene Ontology annotation, cellular component: cytoplasm.
AUGGCAUCCGACAAGAAUCCCAUCGACGCCCUGAAAGAGUCCAAGCCCCUGGCAACCGAUCCAUUCACAUACCUCACAAUCAUCGGCGAGGUCAUCUCUCCCGAAGUCCUCCCAACACUAUACGAGAUUCUCCAAGAUGCCAAACUCACACAAGAGAUUGGCUGGGACUUGGUCGAGAUGUUGAUAGCUGUGGAAGGAAGCGAACAGUGCCUGCAGACGGUUGCGCAACUGGGCAACCCGCGCGAGGUCAUCAUCAAGAUACUCGAGGUCCUGGGCGAUCUCAGUGGCGAUGGAGAUGAUCCUAGUGACAGGACCUCAGCAAACAAGUUUGUGACCCUCCUGGGCAUGCUCGGGAUCCUCCACAAGCGAUUGUCGGUCAAAUACCCCUCGCGCUUCUUGCACUCGACGCUGCAAGCCAUCUAUCGUGCCUACCGACCCGACAGCCCAGAGGCCACGGCUGCUAUCAUCACCUUUGUCCGCUCCCAGACUGCAGAGAAGCGACCGCCGCUCCCUACGCGCAAGUCCAGCACCGCACUCGACACCACCUUUGGGAAGUCUGACGCGAGCAAGAACGCGCCCGAUCCAGAGGCUGAGAAGGUGGACGAGACUGCACCAUCCGAGCCUGACCUGGUGAAGAGGCUUCUCCAAUCAUUCAUAAUCACCAUCAUUGAGGCGUACGUCAACAGCAAUAAUUUAGAAUGGGCGUCCAGACUUCUGGAGUAUUACAACCCGGAGAGGAUUGUCGCCAGGAAGAGCAUCAUGAAAGCCUUCAAGGAGACCGAAGAAUUGUUGCAACGUGACGCUUUGAUCGGACAGCUCGCAGGUGUCGCCAGAGACCUGGGCCUCACGGGAAUCCAGUCUCUUUCGCUCGAAGCAGUCUUCGAGGAACCUCUGAUCGCCAAUCCUUUGGCCGCCGACCUGGAUGAUCUGGACAGUCCAAGCAAGGUCAAGCUCUCCACAGGAGGCGUGUGGUGCCUCGUAGCCUACUGGCUCUUCUCGUCGGAGGUCUUUGAAACGAACCACGACCAGAUCCAGAUGACCAUGCUGCCAGAUCACCACAAGCUACUCAAGCGCUUCGUCGGCGACGAACCCCAGGAGCAGAUCAGCAGCAAUCAGGGCACUGCCGAAGCGCUCCUCGUCAUGGGCCUCUGGCUCGACAACGCCAAACGCGUCUCCGGGCAAGGGGCAACGCCGGCCGACUUUAUGCCCUACCACCAUCUCCUCACCAUCAUCGCCGCCUUCCACCCGUCGUUAAACUCUCGCAACGUAGCAAACACGCUGGCGGGCCUCGUGUUGCACGCCGAUCCAGACGACGAAGGACGACUCAAGAUACUCGAGGAUCUCCUCGAGAACUGCAUCUUCUCGGCUUUGCAGGCAUCGGCGGUCUCGUGGCUCAGGGAAGAAAUCCUAAUCGCUCACAAGACGAGAGCAACAAACGCCUUCUCAGGGCCUGAAGCGCUAGACACUCUUCAGUACCUGUUGUUUCCCAGCCUGGCGCAACUCAAGGAACAGGACGUCGUCUCGCAGUGGGAUUUCUGGGCGCAAAACCACCCCUAUCACCUCCAGGUGGCCAACUUUUUAUACUUUUUGUUCAAAGGACAGGAUUUCAAGCAUCUCAUUCCCGCUGGCAUGGGCGCUGCCAUUGAGCAGCGCUACGUCGAGCCGUUGUUGCAGACUGCCAAGAAGCUUCGUGAGGCUAUCGACAAAGGCGAGAUUGAUGACCAGGGGCUAGGCAACGAGGCUGUGAUGCAGCUAGACGUCCUCAGCCUCAACCUAGAGGGACUUUCACUGUCGUAA